Cricetulus griseus (Chinese hamster) is the source of this 498-nucleotide messenger RNA. Lineage: Eukaryota; Metazoa; Chordata; Mammalia; Rodentia; Cricetidae. The record is from RefSeq and is a predicted model, not a curated record.
AUGGAGCCUUGCCGGUCCCUGGCCCUGCUUGCUGGCUCCCUGGGCCUGACUUCUUCUCUGAUUGCUCUGAGCACUGACUUCUGGAUAGUGGCCACAGGCCCCAAGUUCUCUUCCCACAGUGGCCUCUGGCCAACGACACAUGGGAUCCAAGUAGCAGGUUAUAUCCACGUGACACAGAGCUUCUGUAUCCUGGCCGCCCUGUGGAGCCUGGUGUCCAUGGUCUUCCUGAUCCUGUCUUACAGUCCGGCCCUGUCUGUCCCAGGCCGUGGCCCUCUAGUCUCAACGGUCAUGUCUUUUGCUGCAGCUCUCUCGGUAAUAGUGGCCAUGGCAGUGUACACCAGUAGUAGAUGGAGCCAGACUCCAUCUCCCCAGGUCCAGACAUCCUUCGCCUGGUCCUUUUACCUGGGAUGGGUCUCCUCUGUCCUCUUCCUCUGUGCAGGCUGCCUGAGCCUGGGUGCUCACUGUAGAACCCACCAGGCUGGGUAUGAAACCUUGUGA